AUGACGAAGCUACUACCCCCACCGUCGAAACGACAGCGACGGGAAGUUCUGGAGCGCACUCAAGUUCAGCAAGACGUUACACCUGCGGUUGUUGAAGCUGGUUCUUUCAAAGCGCGAUUCAUAGAUAACGACGGAAAUCAAUUGGCCGAUACAAUAGAAGUGCCCUUAGCCGAUGCGACAGAGAAAAAUGUGUCUCUACUACUUAACACAUUACUAGGAAGGGAAAGAGAAGAAUUCACACCUUAUCGUUUUCGUAUACAUAUACCGAGCUCCGAUACAAUAAUCGAUACAUACCCCACGCCUGCCGAGUUCCUAGCCGUCCUUCGUAAACAUGGCAUCGAGAAUCCCUUCGAAACCACAAUCACAUUGGCUGCUGAGCCGCAAGCGGUAUUCAAAGUACAAGCGGUAACACGCAUGUCAAAUAGAAUACCUGGGCAUGGCGAAGCUAUCCUAGCAGCUCAAUUCUCUCCCAAGACGAGUGGUCUCUUGGCUACUGGGUCGGGUGACAACACAGCUAGAAUAUGGAACACGGACAGCGGCACGCCGAAGUAUACUCUGAAAGGUCAUUCAGGUUGGGUCUUGGCGCUAGCAUGGCGACCCGAUGGCCUAAACUUAGCGACUGGUAGUAUGGAUAAGACGGUACGAAUAUGGGACGAAUCCGGCCAAUCCGUUGGGAGGCCAUUCAAUGGCCAUUCUAAAUGGAUCACAAGUAUUGCGUGGCAACCAUUUCACCUAUGGCGUGACGAGACGCCGAGAUUGGCGAGCGCCAGCAAGGACGCAACGAUACGAAUAUGGAUCGCGAAUACUGGCGUAACUGAGCAUGUUCUAUCAGGACAUAAAGGUAGUGUGAGCUGCGUGAGAUGGGGUGGAACAGAUCUCAUUUACAGUGCUAGCCAAGACAAGACCGUCAAGGUAUGGAAUGCCGCAGAUGGGACCCUGAAACAUACAUUAGCAUCACAUGCUCAUUGGGUAAAUCAUCUUGCGCUAUCUACCGACUUUGUACUCCGGACAGCAUUCUACGACCAUACGAAGAACGUGCCGACCCCUUUGGAAGAGAAGCGAGCAAAGGCAAAAGAGCGGUUUGAAAAGGCGGCCAAACAACAAGGCAAAAUAGCUGAACGAGUUAUUUCAGCUAGUGACGAUUUCACGAUGUAUCUUUGGGACCCUGCGCAAGGAACAAAACCCUUAGCGCGACUACUGGGGCAUCAGAAACAAGUAAACCACGUGUCGUUCUCCCCAGACGGCAACCUGAUUGCUAGUGCUGGUUGGGAUAACCACAUCAAGAUAUGGACCCGGGAUGGGAAGUUUCUGACAACGUUACGGGGUCAUGUUGCACCAGUAUACCAAUGUGCCUUCUCAGCUGACUCGCGACUUCUUUGCUCUGGAUCGAAGGAUACUACUCUGAAGGUAUGGGACAUGCGAUCUUUCAAGUUAUCGGUUGAUUUACCCGGUCAUGAAGAUGAGGUAUAUGCAUUAGAUUGGUCCGUGGACGGCCGGCUUGUUGGAUCCGGGGGAAAAGACAAGGCCGUCCGGCUCUGGCGCAAUUGA
Messenger RNA from Hypoxylon trugodes, 1548 nucleotides. RefSeq names its product YVTN repeat-like/Quino protein amine dehydrogenase. The record is from RefSeq and is a predicted model, not a curated record. The transcript has 7 exons. The coding region runs from base 1 to 1548 and encodes 515 amino acids. Gene Ontology annotation, biological process: ribosomal large subunit assembly. Lineage: Eukaryota; Fungi; Ascomycota; Sordariomycetes; Xylariales; Hypoxylaceae. Gene Ontology annotation, cellular component: nucleolus. Gene Ontology annotation, molecular function: protein binding.